AAUUUUUGCCCCUUCACUGAGAGCCAAUGGCAACUUGGUCAAGUGUGGGUUGAGUGAGUUGCGUCACUUGUCCUAGCAACUCCGGGCUCACUCCGCUCCCAGCUUCCGGCGCAGCCGCGCGCCUGCGUCACGGCCCGCGGUGCGUGCAGCCGGCCUGGGCGUCCGAGCUGCCGGCUCAGCAUGCGGUGCGCGAGCCCCGCCGUCUGGGUGGCCUUUUGCGCCGGCCUUUGGGUCUCUAACCCGGUGCCGGCGCUGGGCCAGGAGGCCGGGGGGCAGGCGGGGGCCGACUGUGAAGUAUGUGAAGAAUUCUUGAACCGAUUCUACAAUUCCUUGAUAGCCAGAGGAAUUAACUUUUCUCUGGACACCAUAGAAAGAGAAUUGGUCAGCUUUUGCUUGGGCGUCAAAGGAAAAGAAAACCGCCUGUGCUAUUAUCUAGGAGCAACAAAAGAUGCAGCCACAAAGAUCCUAAGUGAAGUCACUCGUCCAAUGAGUGUGCACAUGCCUGCAAUGAAGAUUUGUGAGAAGCUCAAGAAGAUGGACAGUCAAAUCUGUGAGCUGAAAUAUGAAAAGAAAUUAGACUUAGCAUCAGUGGACCUAUGGAAGAUGCGAGUGGCAGAGCUGAAACAGAUCCUGUACAGCUGGGGAGAAGAAUGCAGGGCCUGCGCGGAGAAAGCCGACUACGUGAAUCUGAUCAAGGAGCUGGCACCCAAGUAUGCAGCAAUGCACCCCAGGACAGAGCUCUGACCCUGGAAUGCUGGGGCACCAUUGGUUGUAAUUAGAGGCAAAAUGAGUCCCUAGGAUAUGGAUGAGUUGGCUGAGAGUAACCAGGAAUUGCACUGUGCAUGGUCGAAUACAUUUUGUUUUUGAUAUGACACUUCAGGACUGGUUGCUUGGGUUUGUAAGUAAAACUAUUAAUAUUAAUGGUAUCUUACAUUUUCAGUGUACCAAAACCUAAAAGUGCCUUUCUCAUAGAUUUCCUUGUAAGGAUUGUGUAAAUGAUCAUUGGCUAUCUCCCAAAAUUGGGGAAAUCGAACUAUUGAAAAAUUGGUGUAGUAAAUUCAUUUUAAGAAGAAGAAUAAUGCUCACAGAUCCCUCUCUGUGAACAAAUAUUUAAUUGAAUGGAUUGGAUUAGGACAAAAGGAACAAUGUUUAGCUUAUUAACUCUACACUUCAACUCAAUAAUAACCUGGCAUAAUAAAAAAAUUUUU
Molecule: messenger RNA, 1208 nt
Organism: Pipistrellus kuhlii (Kuhl's pipistrelle)
Lineage: Eukaryota; Metazoa; Chordata; Mammalia; Chiroptera; Vespertilionidae
Gene: CDNF
Product: cerebral dopamine neurotrophic factor
Exons: 4
Coding region: 181-744 (187 amino acids)
Biological process (GO): neuron projection development; dopaminergic neuron differentiation
Cellular component (GO): endoplasmic reticulum
Source: RefSeq, a predicted model, not a curated record